Molecule: messenger RNA, 431 nt
Organism: Porites lobata
Lineage: Eukaryota; Metazoa; Cnidaria; Anthozoa; Scleractinia; Poritidae
Source: the annotation of a GenBank genome assembly
GGACUGCAACUAUCACUCCUGUGUCGUCUGCAAGGAACUUGGGCUCGUGGUUUGAUUCCAAGCUGACGAUGGCAAUCCAUAUUUCAAAAACAUGUAACUCUGCCUUCUAUUAUUUGUAUAAUCUGAGACGCAUAAGAAAAUAUCUAUCUAAAGACAACACCAAGACUCUGAUUCAAGCCUUUAUUUCAAGCAGAGCCGAUUACUGUAACAGUCUUUUAUAUGACCUGCUGGAGUAUCAACUCGAUAAGCUACAGCGUGUGCAGAACAUGUGUGCUAGAUUAAUAUGCAAUGAAAGUAAAUAUUGUCACAUUACUCCUUUAUUAGUAGAUUUACAUUGGCUGCCUGUAAAGUUCAGAAUUGAAUUUAAAAUCCUGUUGAUUGUUUUUAAGAUUUUUAAGGGCUUAGCACCUUCGUACUUAAGUUUUUUAAUU